Molecule: messenger RNA, 273 nt
Organism: Lichtheimia ornata
Lineage: Eukaryota; Fungi; Mucoromycota; Mucoromycetes; Mucorales; Lichtheimiaceae
Exons: 5
Coding region: 1-273 (90 amino acids)
Biological process (GO): mRNA splicing, via spliceosome; spliceosomal snRNP assembly
Cellular component (GO): U5 snRNP; U4 snRNP; U1 snRNP
Molecular function (GO): RNA binding
Source: RefSeq, a predicted model, not a curated record
AUGGCAACAUCAUCCAAAGUACAGAAGAUUAUGGUGCAGCCGAUUAACCUGAUUUUCAGGUAUCUGCAAAAUAAAACAAGAGUGCAGAUUUGGUUGUUCGACAAGGCUGAUAUGCGAAUCGAGGGUCAGAUCAUUGGCUUUGACGAGUUUAUGAACUUGGUUUUGGAUCAAGCACAAGAAGUGACGACUAAGGAUGGUGGCACCAGAAGAAACAUUGGUCGAAUCAUGCUUCGAGGAGACAAUAUUACGUUGAUACAAGCGACUGGAAACUAG